Molecule: messenger RNA, 1101 nt
Organism: Hibiscus syriacus
Lineage: Eukaryota; Viridiplantae; Streptophyta; Magnoliopsida; Malvales; Malvaceae
Exons: 8
Coding region: 94-888 (264 amino acids)
Cellular component (GO): chloroplast
Molecular function (GO): protein binding
Source: RefSeq, a predicted model, not a curated record
ACUCAAAACCCACCAAAGCUCAAACUCACUUGUUCCACACGAAAAGUUUGCUUCUUUGCACUCAAAUCUUGAAGCUUUUUCGUUUUAAAUUCCAUGGCUUUAACCCUAAACUCAAAACCCACAAUUUCUUUAUCCUCUUCUUCAUUCCAUCACCAUCCUCCUCCUCCUCCUUUCUCCGCCAAUUUUUCACCCAAAACCCAGACUUUUACCACAAGAAUCCAUAACCUUCAGUACCCAUCAGUCAACCUCACCUUCUCCAGAAGAUCGUUCAUUCUCCCUUCAGUCUCUGGAAUCUGGGGUGCUUUAACCGGAAAUAACAAUGCCAGAGAAGCUGUGAUUGCUAUAAGACGUGGAAUGUUACUGUUUAGGCAGGGUGAUGUUCCAGGAUCUUUAGCUGAAUUUGACAAGGCAGUUGAAUUGGAUUCCCGACAAAAGGCAUAUCUUUGGCAAAGAGGGUUGUCAUUGUUCUAUCUUGAUAGGUUUGAAGAAGGUGCAGAGCAGUUUAGAUUAGAUGUUGCUCAGAACCCUAAUGAUACCGAGGAAUCGAUAUGGUGCUUUCUCUGUGAAGCUCAAUUAUAUGGAGUAGACGAAGCAAGGAGGCGCUUUCUCGAGGUUGGCAGAGAUCCACGGCCCGUCAUGCUGGAAGCUUAUAACAUGUUUAAAGAUGGAGGUGAUCCAGAAAAGCUUGUUGCUGCAUUCACCACCGGCCCGGAGAAUUUCUAUGCUUCUUUAUAUGCAGGACUUUACUACGAAUCUCAGAAGAAACCCGAUGCAGCCAAAGUUCACAUACUUUCAGCAUGCAACUCUCCUUAUGGACAAAGGUCCGAUGAUUACAUGGCUUCCCUUGCCAAAGUUCAUUGUCUUUGUCGAAACUGGAGCUCCGAGUGAUGUCCCUUGCUCAACCUCAGUAAAACAAACUCCGCUGCUGGUUUUGGAGCGAAAAAUCGUCAUAAUCACACGCCACUUAUGUCAGGGGAGUUGGAGUCCGAGAUCAUAUGUGAAUACCGAAUAGCUCUAUCUGUAUAUUUCUAUGUUAAAUAUUCUCAGAAUGCAGUGUUCUUGAGGACCAAAGAAGACUAAUCCGCAAAGGAAUGGAACUGA